AUGUCGGUCAUACUUGAAACAACUAUUGGAGAUUUAGUUAUUGAUCUUUUUACCGAGGAAAGACCAAGAGGUAACCUAGAAAUUUAUUUUUUGUCGUCCUUUGACAAAGUCACCUGAGAUUUAAAAUUGCUAAUUUUUGAGUACUUGUCUUUUUUAGCGUGCCUGAAUUUCUUAAAGUUAUGUAAAGUGAAAUUCUAUAACUACAGCCUUUUCCAUUUUAUUCAGGUAAACUAUUCUCCUCUCAAUAAACACUAGUUCAAGUUUUUAUCUCAUUAGAAUGUGUUUAUAGUCCAGCGCAGCUGCGCAGGUAGAACUCUAUAAAUAGGCAAUUCCCAUUAUAGACUAAUUUUAAAAUUAGGUAAGGAAACUCAAAUAAAUCACCACAGCUAGAAAGAGCAUACUAAAAUUAGUAAAAUUACAAAUUUUGGUUGUAAAAUGAGGAAAAUAUAGCCUUGCAAAGUUCGCAAAUUUUGUAUACUUUUCGCACGCAAUACAAAAGUAUACAAAUAUAUCGCACGCAAUACAAAAGUAUACAAAAUUUGUAAACUUUGCAAGGCUAUAUUUUCCACAUUUUACAACAUUUCACAACCAAAUUUUGUAAUUUUACUAAUUUUAGUAUGCUAUUUCUAGCGUUGGUGAUUUAUUUGCAUCUCCUUGCCUAGUUUUAAAAUUAGUCUAUAAUGGGAAUUGUCUAUUGAGAUGUGAAAUCUUUUCUUCUUGCAGAGAAACUUUCUAGCUCAAACCGGGGAUCCAACUGGGUCAGGUCGUGGAGGAGAGUCCAUAUUUCGAUCACUUUAUGGAGACCAAGCCAAAUUCUUUGAUGCUGAAACUAAACCUCGAAUCAAACACAUUAAGAAAGGAACUGUGUCGAUGGUGAAUAAUGGUGAUGAUAUGCAUGGAUCUCAGGUAUGGAUUAUUUACUCUGGUCUGUGCCAGUGUAGGUAGUGAUAUAAACAAAACUUUGGUUGAUCCCUAGGGAUGCAACUACCUGAAAAAUACAAGGAGAACUUUGAAUGAACGCUUGUCAGGAAGUUAGUGAAGAGCUGACAAAGGGCCUUUGCUCGAAAUGUGGAUGUUAUCCUGGUAUUUUUCUGGUAGUUGCAUCCCUAUCAUCCCUAUUUAUAGAUUGCUUAGUCGAUUGAACAAUAGAAAAAGCAAUUGUAGACACUUUUUAAACCUUUUGUAGUUUGAUAUUUGUUAUGUUACGCUGAAUGUAAAUCCGCACCGGGCAAGCUUGAAAAAUAUGCCUGGCCAUGUACGGUGGGAAUCGAACCUACGACCUUUAGAAUACUAGCCCAAUGCUCUGCCAUUCCAAGGCGUAAAAAAAAAAAUACCUGUGGUUCCGGUUCCCGACCGACGCUAUUUUUUUCUGCCGACCCUAUUAUUUUUUCAACGUGAAUGACCGUGCGACCCUAUUUUCCAGGUGGUUGCGGGCUGCUCAUACAGCGUGCCAAAAUAGCGUCUGUUGUCACACUAAUUAUUGAACCAAAUUGCCUAAAUUCGUCCAUAGGAAAUACGCAUCUCUAGUUAAUAUUGAUGUUGGGACUCUACCACAAAUCUCCCAGCAAAAAACCGCCAAAACCAUGAAAAAAAUAUUCAAAAAAAAAAUUUAUUUCCGACCUACCGACCCUAAUUUUUUCACGAUAUGAAACCGGAACCACAAGUAUUUUUUUUUACGCCCAACUCUUUUAGUUAUUACUAUAAUAUGCUCUACUUUAUUACUUUACUCUUUACCAGAUGAUUAUACUUGUCUUCAUGCAAUAUAUAGCUUAACCUUUUACUCUACCAGUGCUUUGAUGGUUGAAAGAUUAUUGUUAUAUUUACAGCUUUGUUACACAACCCUAAAAUACUAACUAUUCAGUGUUUGUUGUGUUUAGUUCUUUGUUACUCUUGGUGAAAACCUGGAUUAUUUGGAUGGUAAACAUACUGUGUUUGGUGAGGUUGCCGAGGGAUAUGAUAUCUUGGACAAAUUAAAUGAGACCAUUUGUGAUGAUAAGCAUCGUCCAUACCAAGAUGUCAGGUAUAGGAUUGUUUCUUCAGUGAAGGAGUUGGGACACUAAAGGAGUGAGGGCAUUCCUAAUUUACAUUAAAGAAAAGGUCAAGUCUGUUUUGUGCAUGUGCUAUGUGAGGAUCCUCUGAUGUAAACAAUACCCAAAUAUUACCAUUGUUUCAAAAUCUUCUAAAUUAAGAAUCUAUAUUCUAAUUAAUUUAAAAGCAUAUAGCAAACCAGAACAAUGUUAGAUACAGUAUUAACUAAAUCCAUGGUGUUUUAUGAAUAUAGUGUCUUCAAAAUGUAAACAAUCUGCAGAACGGACUUCUCAUCAUCUUUAAAGGACAGGAAUAUAUUGCUAACCAAACUGGCACCAGAAUAUUUCUGAAUGUGGCCUCCAUAAUUUGUCGUGCUCUAACUUUCUGCUUUAGUGGACGGGUUGUGCAUGCUUCCGGCGUCCUUAAAAUAAGUCCUUUGUAUUGUACUACACUGAUCAGUCAAACUUUAUUAGCUAUAGUUUUUAUUUUUUCAUUUGAUAAAGGAUCACUCACACAGUAAUACUGGAUGACCCUUUUGAUGAUCCCGCUGGACUUCAAGUACCAGAUAGAUCUCCUGAACCAACCAAAGAACAACUGGAUGUAAGAUUUGUGUGCUUUGAAACUAUAUUAUUGGUUGUUUAUUAAACCAAAGUGCCCCAAUGUGCCCUACAUUACUAUUUUCCUCUGUAAUGUCACACAAUUUUACUUUCCAAGAGGAGAGCACUGGUGCUCAAUGGAUUAAUAAAGUUCAGGGCUUGAAAUAACGUUCCCAAAGUUCCCAACCAUGGUGAUCGGCAGUCAUGACUUUCCCUGCUUUUUCAGGUUGGAGACCCUGCUUUUCUGGCGAUUUCUUGCCGAUCAUUGAUCGGUGAUCAGCUGUUAUUUCAAGCCCUGAAAGUUAGUUUAGUGUUAGUUUGACGUAUUGUUUACAUGAAAUGAAAUGUUGUUGUUUAGAGUGGUCGUAUUGGUGCAGAUGAAGAGAUUGAUGACACAAAAGGCAAAACUCUGGAUGAAGUUGAAGAAAUUAUUGAAGAGAAAGAGUUUAAAGCUGGUGCACAGAUACUGGAAAUGGUAUGAGAAAUACUCGUAUUAUACAGUUUUAACUUUCAUGCACUUUCUCAAUACCCCCAGGAUGCAAUAAUUUGAGAUAUUUAGUAUGUUUAGUCUCUCACACAUCGCUUUCACACACUCAGGUAGAAAAAAUAGACGAGCACUGCUCGCAGCAAAUGUUAAAGUUUGAAUGAAGAUUUGCUAUUGAAAAUUUGAAGGAAAUCUUAACACCCAUGUCCCAGUAUGGGCGCAACAACAUAUGGUUGACAGACAUUAUUCCUUGAAUUUAAAACCAUGGUCUGAUGGUCAGCUAGAACACUAUAUGUUUAUGCACAUGCAGAUUUAGCACAAAAAUACUCUGUUGGUCUGCAGGAAAUUUUUGUCUCCAGGUUGUGCUCCCAGGAAGAAAAUUAUUUUUUCCUGCCCUGCUUUCACACUCCAAUUAUACAAUUUUGUACAAUUGGAAUGUGAAAGCAAUGUGUGAGAAACCAUUUUCUGAUUGUCAUAACUUAGCCAGAUGUUAUACUUCAUCAUGCUUUCUACAUCAAACAUGCUGUAUUUUUAAGGUUGGUGAUAUACCGGAUGCAGAUAUCAAGCCUCCAGAAAAUGUUUUAUUUGUGUGUAAAUUAAAUCCUGUGACGACUGACGAGGAUUUAGAAAUCAUAUUCUCUAGGUUUGGACAAAUUAAAAGGUAAGAAUAUCUGCCAUUUUGUGGAAAUUGUAAUGUUGAGUGAUUGUAGUUGAUCUAGUGCAUGAUAGUUUCAUCCCCUGGGAAACUCUACUAGUUCUUUUGUUGUUUAUAAACUACAGUUGGUUUCACAUGUACUACUUACUACCUGUAUGUAGAACCCUGUGUCUCUCAUGACAUGUGUGGUUCCCAUGGAAACCUAAAGUAAACCUGGUUGAUCCACAGGUGUGGUCAGUAUUGAGAUUAUCUUGACCAUGUAUUGUUCAACCAACAUUCUCUUACCUUAGAUAGAUUGACGCUACCUAGACUACCUUAGAGUACCUAUUAAGUUUGAUAAGGUCAUCUUUAUUCAUCUAUUUUUAGCUGUGAGAUAAUCAAAGAUUCUGUUUCUAAAGAGUCUCUUCAAUAUGCUUUCAUCGAAUAUGAGAAUGUAAGUAAGGUUUAUUGCAAUAGUUCAGAAAUUGCAGGACGUGUGUCAUGCAAUCCUAUAUGUUGAGGCUAUCGUUGUCAAAGUCAGACUGCCGAAGGGUUUGUAGACGGAUAUUUCGAGUGGUUAGUUGCAUCGAAUGAGAUGUCCGAAAUCCUGAUAUUAAUUAAAGUGAGAUACUGUAACUAUAUUUACGUAAAACGAAUUUACUCCUAGGUAGAAGAUUGUGAGAGAGCUUAUUUCAAAAUGGACAAUGUUCUUAUCGAUGAUCGUCGUAUUCAUGUUGAUUUUAGUCAGUCUGUUGCAAAACUGGUUUUUAGCAAGCCUGGUGAGUAUUGAGUACCAUACAGUACUAAUGAUACUACCAUUCCAGUCGGUUGGUUAGUCUAUGGUUAGUCAGAGGAUGUUUUCACUGUUUUGGCUAACAUCCCGCCUUGGUGGCGCAGUUGUCAGAGUAUGUGAGUUCGUGGGUUGGAUUCUCGCUAUGGACUCAUGUGAAAAGAGUCAGUCAACGCUCUGCCGAAAAUCGUGGGUUUUCUCCGGGUGUUCCGGUUUCCUCCCACAGGGAAAGUUGACAGGGUGGGUUAGGAUAAACAUAGUUAGGAAAGCAAUGUCACAAUUGUUGUGAAGAAAAAAUAGUCUAGGCUAAGUAUGUAAUUAAGUAAGCGUAUAACACUUGAUUUAAAGCGCAUUUGAUCAGGAAUUCUUCACACAGGACUCAUGUAAACACGCCCUCAAUCGGUUAGUCAGCCAAGUCAAUCAAUCAGUCAUUUUCUUUCAGGAGCGAAACCUGUAUAUGAACUGAUAAACAAGAAAGAAGAAGCAAAGCCUAAACUGGAAAUCAAGAAUUCCUCAAGGAAUGAAAAAUAUGAUUUAGUAUUCGAAGAUCAUGCUGGACUCAGUGAUGAGGAACAAAAUUCUAAAAAGAAACAUGCCAAGAGAAAGAAAGAUGACAAGGUAUAGAUUAAGUAAUAUAAUCUUGAAGUGUCUGUGUCAGUGUAGGUAUUGCCAAUAAUAUAAACAAACUUUCGUUGAUAGGGAUGCAACUACCCGAAAAAUAUAAGGAGAAUUUCGACGUUUCCAGCGAACGCCCUUCGUCUGGAGUUGGUAGGGAUUCGACGAAAGGCCUCAGGGUUCGAAUUAAUUCUGAAAAAAUGGUUCGUGAAUUAUUUUUUUAUUUUAAGGAAAUUUUAAGGAAUUUUCAAGGAAUUUUCGCUAAUUGGAAGUUAAAAAGUGGAAGCACUGCAAUUUUCAAAUAUAUAAUAUACAUCGCAAACUCGCAAAAAAAUAGAAUUUUGGGUGGAAUUAUAAUCGUUUUUAAGUACAAUCUAACAACAAGAUCUUCAGAAUAUAUGAUCCUUCAUCACAUUUACAAAGAACUGAAUUUAUUAUUGUAUAUUUUUAUCAAUUUGAGAAACUUUUGAUUUGUGAUUUUGAUCAAUUUCUAUGAAAUUGGGUUCGUGAAAAAUGAAAAUUGAUUCGUGAUUCACGAAUCACGAACCGUUAUUUCGAACCCUGGGCCAAAGAUUAGAUACUAUAAAGAUGUGUCACUCUGCGAAAAUCAUGUCCGAGAUUUUUUUAUAGCCGCCAUUUUGCCAGUAAGUGUCAAAUUCGUCAAAUUCGUCAUAUAUCGCGAGCAUCGCGAUGGCAACCUAUUGUAUUCGUCUCGCCGCCAUUUUGGCAGUAAGUGUUAUGCACUCGUCAUCUCGCGUGAUCACUCGUGAUCAACACGGAAAAUUACGGACACGCAAACAUUAGGGAAAUACGUCGAGUGACACAUCUUUAUAGUAUCUAAUCUUUGCCUGGGCCUUUGGAAUUCGAAGAAGGACCUUUGCUCGAUACGUCGAAAUUCUCCUUAUAUUUUUCGGGUAGUUGAAUUCCUACCAACGAAAGCUUGUUCUAGAUAAUGCAGUACAAUGCUGUUGCUCUCACUGCAAGACAUACGUGCAAAAACGGCAAUUCUAACUCCCCCGGUUCAAUGUUGACAGUUUGUAAAUUGGUUAGGUUAAAGCUUUGCGAAAUACAUGUCAAAACCUACACUGCAAGGGGUAGCGGGGGAGAUAAAGACGCCAUCAUAUGUGUAUGUGUCCAGUAAUACUUUAGUUUACACCUAAGUCCUCAGAAUUUUUGCCAUUGUUGUAGAACUUCAGUCAUUCGAUCUAAGUGUAGACGUUGAUCAAUGUUUAUUAUAUAUGGCAUUUUAGAAACGACGUUACUCGUCAAGUGAGGAGGAUAGUUCUGAGUAUCAAAGGUGAGCAAUUAUUUUUCUACUGAUGAGAAAUCCUACGAAUGAUCUCAAUAUAUAUCUGGAGCCAAGAUGGCAUUAUUAACGUCUUACAGCUAUUAUUAUUAUUAUUAUUAUUUAAACGUAUUUACAUGCACGGUGAUCUUUCAGUUCCCUGGUUUUCAAAGAGCCGUGCAACAACUAAACUGAAUGCAAUACUCAUAAUCAAAUACUAUUUACAUUAAUUUACAAUGUAUUGUAUUGUAUUUAAUUAUAUUUAUACACGGUAUCAUAUCAAUUGAUAUCACGGUAACCUAUCAAAAAAUAUCAUUUCCCCCAGCUAAUUCUAGUUUUCUCUAACGGACCGUAUCGCUAUUCAAGUUGUCAGUUCAUAAAACCAUAGUAAUUUUGACUGUAAUAAACUCUAAAAGCUCUUCCUUUUUAUUUAGAAAAUCUACUGUAGACCAUCCUAAACAAAGGCAUAGCAAAGAACACUACAGGGACCGCAGUCCUGGGGAAAAAUAUCACACAACUGAUCGCAAGUCUGGGGACAAAUACCGGAAAUCAGACGAUAGUUACCGGAAGUCAGAUGGCAGUUACCGGAAGUCAGAUGACAGUUACAGGAAGUCAGACGAUAGUUACAGGAAGUCAGACGACAGUUACCGGAAGUCAGAUAAUAGUUACCGGAGGUCAGAUGAUAGUUACCGGAGGUCAGGUGACAGUUACCGGAAGUCUGACGAUUCAUACCGGAAGUCAAGAAGUGAAAAACGGAAGACAUGA
Molecule: messenger RNA, 7197 nt
Organism: Paramuricea clavata
Lineage: Eukaryota; Metazoa; Cnidaria; Anthozoa; Malacalcyonacea; Plexauridae
Source: the annotation of a GenBank genome assembly